AUGAAAAUGCUCCGGUUUCGCAGCCCAAGCAUCCGCUCCUUGGACCAGGAGGUCCUCUGCACGAUCCGGUUACUGGACGACUCCGAGAUCUCCUGCAGCAUCCAGAGAGACACCAAAGGCCAGUUCCUGCUGGACCAUGUGUGUAACCACUACAACCUACUUGAGAAGGACUACUUUGGUAUUCGAUACGUGGACCCUGAGAAGCAGAGGCACUGGCUGGAGCCCAAUAAGCCCGUGGUGAGGCAGAUGAAGUCAGCUCAGCAGCCGUACACCAUGUGCUUCCGGGUCAAGUUUUAUCCCAACGAGCCAAUGAAAAUCAAGGAGGAGCUCACAAGGUAUCUCGUGUACCUCCAGCUGAAGAGAGAUAUCUACCAUGGUCGUCUCCUCUGUCCUUUUGCUGAAGCUGCAUACCUGGGAGCCUGCAUCAUACAAGCUGAGCUGGGGGACUACGACCCAGAGGAGCACCCAUCAGACUACAUCAGAGACUUCAAGCUGUUCCCUAAACAAUCCCUCAAACUGGAGAGGAAGAUUAUAGAAAUACACAAGAACGAGCUCAGGGGUCAGUGUACUGCAUUAGCAGAGUUGAACAUGCUCCAAAGGGCUCACAGCCUGGAAACAUAUGGAGUGGACCCUCACCCAUGCAAGGAUUUCACAGGCUCCACAGCCUUUCUCGGGUUCACAGCCACAGGGUUUGUGGUCUUCCAGGGAAACAAGAGGAUCCACCUCCUCAAAUGGGCCGAUGUUAGCAAGCUGAAGUUCGAAGGGAAAACCUUUUACGUCAUUGGGAUUCAGAAAGAGAUCUCCUUAACAGGCAGGAUUCACUGUAACAGGAUGUCAUCACUGAAGAAACUGGUGUUGACAUUUCACACCUCGACCCCUGCAGCGUGUAAGCACUUAUGGAAGUGCGGGGUGGAGAACCAGGCCUUUUACAAGUGUGCGAAGUCAAGUCAGAUAAAGACAGUUUGUAGCAGUAACAUCUUCUUCAAAGGCAGCCGGUUCAGAUACAGUGGACGAGUAGCCAAAGAGGUGAUAGAAGCCAGCUCUAAGAUUCAGAGAGAGCCACCGGAGGUGCGCAGAGCCCAGUUUGGCCAGAGUCGAAGUUUUAACUCUUUGAGCCAUAAAAACCUCAUCAUGAACAUGGAACCGCUGGUACCUGCGCUACCCUCCACCACCGAGUACGAAGAGACGGCCACAGACAACGGUGUUGUUGCUGUGAAGGACUCGGUCCCCUUGUCUCCACUCAAACCUUCAGCAGCACCUGCAGACACAGAGCAACAAGGCACUGAAGGAGGGAACUCUGCUUUAGGCAACGACCUGCAGCCUCCCCGUGUUUCCAUGGAAACCUCAAAUCUCCGACCUCAGACCCCCAAGGCUGAAGAUGAAGUGGAGGAAGAUGACGAGGCCAGCGGCCCACUCACCAUUUCUGAGCUCGUCUACAGCCCCUGUGCCAGCAUGCUGCCCACACCAGUGGACGACAGUCAGGGCGGCGUCGACUUGCUCUUCUCCUCUCCAGUCCAGAGCCCGGCCAGGCUGCUGAGGGAGCUCCACGCCGACCCCGACAUCCAGGCCCAGCUGGAGACUGAGAGGGAGCGGGACCGGGCCUACGAACGUGCCCGACUGGCUGCGAGAAGUCGAAUGGGUGGAGUCUUGACCGACAGCCUACGCCUGCUGUCGUCCAAUGAGAGAGUCAACGCAUGUGUGCUUAGCGUGGCCCGCUUCGUUGCCGUGGUAAUGGGCGUCCUGCUCGUCACUGUGCCCACACUGCUGCUACUCCUGGAGUCAGACAUCGACGUGUCGUUCCUCCACGAGAUCCGCCAGACGCCGGAGUUCGAGCAGUUUCACUAUGAGUAUUACUGCCCGCUUCGGCGCUGGAUCCUGUGUAGGAUCAGCAUGGCCAUGGAGAACCUGUGGUCAGACUGA
This is a messenger RNA of Chelmon rostratus (copperband butterflyfish), 1920 nucleotides long. It is a transcript of the gene frmd3, whose product is annotated as FERM domain containing 3. Gene Ontology annotation, molecular function: cytoskeletal protein binding. The coding region runs from base 1 to 1920 and encodes 639 amino acids. The record is from RefSeq and is a predicted model, not a curated record. The transcript has 17 exons. Gene Ontology annotation, cellular component: cytoskeleton. NCBI's taxonomy places the organism in Eukaryota, Metazoa, Chordata, Actinopteri, Chaetodontiformes, Chaetodontidae.